This is a messenger RNA of Lithohypha guttulata, 1251 nucleotides long. RefSeq lists its product as uncharacterized. Lineage: Eukaryota; Fungi; Ascomycota; Eurotiomycetes; Chaetothyriales; Trichomeriaceae. The coding region runs from base 1 to 1251 and encodes 416 amino acids. The record is from RefSeq and is a predicted model, not a curated record. The transcript is spliced from 3 exons.
AUGCCAAAGAGAAAGUCUGCGCCUACAGCUGCCAGGCCUACCUCGAAGUCGGAGCGAGCAGUCGCUGCAACCACUCCGCAGCACGAUACUUCAACACCAGCCACGCGAUCCUCAAAGAGAACUAAGGUCACGUCCUCUACAAAAAGCAAAUACUUCAGCGGUUCUGGGAACGACGAGGACAGUGAGGACGCAGGUGCUUCCGAUUCGGGAUACGAUGAUCAAGAUGUCAAAGAGUCUGACGCGUCCGAGUCUGAAGUAUCGGAAGCCAGCGACGACUCUGAUAUAGACCACACAAAGGCACGGCGGUCCAAAAAAGGGAGGCCGUCUGGUAGUACGAGUAAGGCAACGGUGUAUGAAAAAACCGACCUGUGGCGAGAAGGCGUCAAGACUGGACUCGGCCCUGGCAAACAAGUCUUUAUUGAGAGACCGAAAGCACGAGGAGACGGCGGUAUUGCGUAUGUGCCUGAAAGAAUACAUCCUCACACUUUGGAAUUUCUCAAAGAUCUGAAGAGAAACAACGAUAGAAUUUGGCUGAAAGCUCAUGAUGCUGAUUUUAGAGCAUCCUGGAAAGACUUUGAGAGUUUCGUGGAAGUCCUCACCCAGAAAAUCGCAGAAAUCGACGAAACUGUACCUGAAUUACCUCCGAAGGACUUGGUAUUCAGAAUAUAUCGUGACGUGCGUUUCUCAUCAGACCCUACACCGUAUAAACCGCACUUCUCAGCAGCAUUCUCCCGAACUGGUCGCAAGGGUCCAUACGCAUGUUACUAUGUUCAAAUUCAACCUGGCGGAAGAUGUUUCGUUGGUUCUGGGUUGUGGCAUCCAGAAGCGGCACCACUGGCUUUGCUGCGAGCGGAUAUCAAUUCCAAUCCUGAUCAAAUUCGCAACGUGCUCAUGGAUGCAGGUAUGCGGAAACACAUCUUUGGUGGCGUAGGCAAGGAUGUCAAAAAGGCCACGCAGGCUUUUUGCAAGCAGAAUGAGGAGAAUGCACUAAAGACCAAGCCCAAGGGUUACGAUGUGGACCAUCCCAAUAUCGAACUUUUGCGACUAAAGAAUUUCACCGUUGGACAGAAUAUUUCAGAUGAUGAUAUUCUUAGUUCUGGAGGCUUGGGGCGCAUACUUGAACUCAUUAGAGUCAUGCAACCAUUCGUGGCUUACCUCAACAGCAUUGUGAUGCCCGACGAAGCAGCCGAUACAGAUGAUGACUCUUCCUCGUCUUCCUCAAAUACCAGCCCCACGGAAGACGAAGACUGA